CUCGUGUGAACUCUUGCGCAACGGGCCGCGGAGCCCGGCCUAUACUGUGACUUACAGGACGACACAAGAUGUUUCCAUCAUCUAGAAGACUCUACAUACUAGUCACGAUAUUGGCAUGUUUCCUUCAAGCUCAUGGUGCUGAUAAAUAUACGGAUGAAAAUAGACCAUAUGAAUUUGGCUUUAACAUCGAAGGAGAACAACACAGGCAUGAAAAGAAAGAUGAGAAAGGUUUGAUCAUGGGUGAAUUUGGGUUCAUCACAGCGGAUGGAGUGUACCACGUCACAGUUUAUGCAACAGAUGAGAAUGGGAAUUUCAAAAUCUUGUCAAUGAAAAAUAUUCGUGUAAAACCAUAUCCAACUGGACCCGAAAGACAAGGUCAUUCGCUGCCACUCCCACCGUCUCAAUCCCAACCAGGGCCGCAGCCAGGACCGCAGCCAGCGGCACCAGCGCAGACUCCACCCAGAAAUAUUCCAGGACCUGUCGCACCAGCGCCAGCUAAAACUUGCUCCUCCUGUAGUAUUCCAACUACUACCACUAUUAGACCAGCUUUACCAAGUGCGCCCGUGGGAAAUCCAAACUAUCCUUCUCAAGGCAACACCAAUUAUCCAUCACAAGGAGCUAACGCAAACUACCCAGGAUCAAAUGCAGGCAGCAAUCCUCCACCGGGAUCUGGAAACCCUAACUAUCCAGCACCAAAUGCACCUACUAAUUUUGCAUCAGGGCCAAGCAAUACUAACUCUCCUGGUUCCUAUCCAGCUGGAAAUUUCCCAUCAGGCGGGGGCAAUCCAAACUAUCCAGGACAAAAUGGUGGCAAUAACAACCAAGGACAAAAUUAUCCAGAAUCGAAUGGAGGAAACGGUCCACUUUCCGGUGGUAAUCAAAAUUAUCCAAAUUCUCCUAAUUAUUCUCAAAAUAAUCCUCAAGGAUCAAAUUACCCCGGUCCAGGACAACAACCUUCUGGUGAAAGAAAUCCAAAACAGUAUGAACCUCAGCAACCAGGAACUCCGCAGAAACCGACUUUGACCUACGCACAAAUGCAAAUAGUCGAUAGUAAUACCGACAUUCACAAAAAGGAACCGAAUGAAAGAGAUGGGUUACCUGAUGGCCUCACUAAAGAUGAUAUGAGUAAACUCUUGUACACAUUUAACUACACGGUUGGGUUCCAUGGGCAUUUUGAGGAAGGCUAUGCUAACGGAGCUAAACAGGGAUACUAUUUUGUAACAGGAAGGAACGGAGUGAGAACAAGAGUAGAUUACGUAGCUGACGAGAAAGGCUUUAGACCUAAAAUCACUCAGGAAGUACUAGACUUACUAUCUGAUGAUGUGCCAAAACCUGAAACAGAAAAAGAUGAGAAAUUCGGUUUAAAAGGAUACGAAUUCAAAUGGCUGUACUACCCAGUGGACAGUAAGCGUUAGAAAACAAUAAAAUUGGUAUUUUCAAAUUAUGCAGUUACCUGAUAUUGUUAAUUUAAGUUUAAUUGGCUUUAAGAUAUUAUUUACAUAAUCUUUUACUUAUAGAAUUUAACUUUAAACACUGCCUAGUGA
Messenger RNA from Amyelois transitella, 1544 nucleotides. It is a transcript of the gene l(3)mbn, whose product is annotated as protein lethal(3)malignant blood neoplasm 1. NCBI's taxonomy places the organism in Eukaryota, Metazoa, Arthropoda, Insecta, Lepidoptera, Pyralidae. The record is from RefSeq and is a predicted model, not a curated record. Gene Ontology annotation, molecular function: structural constituent of chitin-based larval cuticle. Gene Ontology annotation, cellular component: chitin-based extracellular matrix. Bases 69 to 1415 code for a protein of 448 amino acids. The transcript has 4 exons.